AUGAGGUGCUCAUGUAAGGGGGAAAACACAUUCCAUGGCUGCCUUACACACACUACUUGUCCCCGUCCCUCUCUCUCUCUGAGAAGCUUUGGGGUUAGUUACUGCAGUACUGCCGAGCUGAGCUUCAGAACUGAAGGGGAGGGGUGGUUCUCCCUCUCUCUCUGAACCUCGUCAGUCUGAGUAGAACACUGAUAGUAUCGGACACAGCGGGGACAACUCUCCCACCACAUUAACUGCGCAGCAGCGUGUGUCUUCGUGUGUGUGUGUGUAGCGCUAAAGGGAGAGCACUAAGUGUGUGCCAGGAAAAAGGAGGAGUGUGUAAAAGGAGAAGCAGCACCAUUCUGCCUGUGUUUUCUCUCAGUGUACAGAGGGGCUGGAUGUCUGGAGGUUUUCAGAGGAGGAGCUCUGAAGAGUAUGGACUCCACUCCAYUGACUGAACUAAAGGGUCAGUUGAAGAGGCCUUAGAAUGGGAUCACUUCUCACUUCCUCACUUGUCCAAAAGUGCACUUCAGUAUCUACCUCUCAGUGACUCUGUGACUCCUAGGCCUAUAGGGACUGCUGACUUCUUAUCACUGGUGUUGAUCUGAGUCAGCUUUAAUCAAUGAAACACCUUGCUCAGUAGAKGUCUGCCCACAUAGGUAAACAUGGAGUUCUCCGUGGUUUGACCUUGUUUUGAGGUCUUUAGCAGUUAYCGACAUCAGCUUUCCCCACGCACUCCCGAAGACCAGAGAUGAGUGUGUCUCAGCCCGGGGAACGUGUCCCCGUCGGGGGKAUGAAUGGCUCCGCAAUGAGGCUCCCCCUCCUCCGCACCYGCGACCAAAAUGGCAAUGCUUUCCCUGUCUCCUCUUCCUCCUCCUCUUCCUCCCCAGACUCCCUGCAGAGUCUGAGCAGCCUGGACGUCGACAUGGAAUGCGUGAUGUCGACCCAAAUCAAAAUGGCCGUUGUCUCACCCGCUGCGGAACUGCCUCAGACAGAGUUCUCGGAAUCCAACGACAACUCGGUGUCCGUCUACGUGGACGCUAAUGAGGACUCCUGGAAUGACAACCUGACCCUCGCCAUGAGCAUUGCUGGGAUACGAGAGCAUAGCAACGGUAGCCAAGGCGAUCUCCAUGACAACAUUAGCAGUGUGGCGAGCAACAGCGGUGGGAGAAGGGACUCUUCUCCGGACUCGGCGGCCACGGAGAUCCCCGGUGACGAUGAUGAUGUUGAUGAUGWGGAAGGGUCGUUCUUGUCGGUGAGCUCGGACAUGGUGAUGAGGAGAAUCAGCCUGAGCGACUCGGAGCGGCUCCCCAGCAGCGGGGUGUCCAUCCUGGAGGACUCGGACACGGCCUCCCCCUCCACAACGGCUCCCAUCCAGGCUUCACUCUCCGCCCCAUUGCCUGACCUCUGUAAGGGCCUCGAGGGGAGGAAGAGUCCUCAUGCUGGAACCGUCACCAUGGAACUCCAGAACCUCCAGACCGGAGCUAGCAGCUCACCAGGRCUGCCCGAUAGAGAGGRGCUUCAGGUGGGGGUGGAUCUGCCCAAGGAGGRCUGCACUCUGGAUGUUCUCCCCAUGGUGGAGGCAGCGGACACCGAGCCUGGUGUGGCACUAGAGGUUCUUCUCAGUGAGACUAUAGUGUCUCCAGAUUCUYAAGGCUUCACUGUAAUCUCCCAGACCUCUACCUCAGUACAAGUCUCCAAGGGUGUGYAUUUGGCAGUGUCCCCCUUUACCGUUCCCCAGUCUCCAAACAAAGGGUCCAAAGGUGCGAACCCCGCCUUCCGCAAGACCAAGGAACACCCGUGUGCAACUCGGGUCAAACUGAYCGCCGCCAUCGCCAAGACGGCGGUCACCACGACAUCCAAACCUGGUAGGACCGACAUCAAGAGGUUCCCCAAACCCGACCUGAAGAACGUCAAGUCUAAGGUCAUGUCCAGGCCUGCCUCUACAACCAGAACAGCCAAUCAGACACAGGGAAAAACUGCUCCGGCCAAUGAAAAGAAAGCGCCAGACGGAGUCAAAAGACAAAGGUUGUCUUUGGGUCAAAKCAAAGUAGCUUCGCUGAAGCCGAGCCCCAAACCCAGCCCCAAUCAAAACGCAGAGCCCAGAGUCUCUAACCAAUCCGAGAAGAGGAGGAUGGGCACUUUAGCCAAUMGCAUUCGCUCCACCUCCAGCAGCUCUCUGGGUUCAGAGUUGGCUGUGGAUGGGCACCAGAGGACCCUAACCCCAAAUGGAGAAGAGGGUACUACAGGAGGGUGUACUACAGAGGACACUACAGAGGACACUGCAGGGGGUGAGACACCUGUAGAACAAAGGAGAAGCAACGGCACAAAGGUCUCCUCCAAGCUGGGGCCCUCAUCGGUCAGACAGCUGCCCCAGGUCAAGGGCAGGGGGCCCGGGGGAGCGAGCAACACCGGGGGACCCUCCCUGUCUCCCACCUCUCCAGCUCCAGUAGGAGGGAGUUUUGGCUCCAGGCUGCCCCCUCCCGCUCCUCCUACGACGGGGAAGGACGGCCAGACCACUGGGAGUGUGUCUCCACCAAGAGGACGACCAAGUCAGCCAGCUGGUAUCCCCAAGCCGCGUGUCACAGACAGACCCUCUGGAUGCCUGGGCCUACUGUGGUGACCUCUAACCCAAAGCCAUCCGUCAACCAGGGGUUAGGUGCUGCUCGGCCUUCGGCUGCCACCGCCGCGUCCAAACUGCCCGUGAAGAACCUACCCACAAGCCUUAGCUCCUCUUCUCUGGCAGCGCCGCCAGCGAAAGUAAUGGAUCUUCAGCAGCCCCCAGCAAACUCCCAGCUCCAGUGGUGGGGGGCUGAAACCAGAUGAGAGGCCCAGCCAGCCUACAGUCCAGGGGGAACCCAGGGGUCGAUUAAGGCCCCCACCACUACCAGGCCACUGGGGUUCCGAACCAGAGCCCCUUCACUACCAGGGAGAAGCACUGCAACAGGGCUGAAGACUCCAGCGGUGACCAGCCAGGUAAGCGCAAGCAGGCCCAGACCCACUUCAGAGGGCCGGCUCGGCCAGAUUCAACCGCCCCACGCUGCUGCCACAGUGGACAAGAACAAGGCGCGGGGGACGCCGUUGGCGAGGACCCUCUCCCAGACGAGCACCACUACUCAGGUAGGAGGACCCAGCCAACCCCAGCCGUCCCAACCAGACCUGGUCCCAGUCCCUGCCGUCCUUCUCCCAGUCCAGGGACCAGUGGUCUCGGCAUCCCGCCCGGCCCGGGCUCUAGUGGAGGCUAAGCCGGCCACGGUGGCCCACUACCGUGCCCAGUGUGAGAAGAAGAACCAGAGCCUUCAGCAMRUCCGACGGCUCCUGGAGCAGGGCAACCGCAGGAUAGAGGCCUUGGCUACCGUGGUGCAGCACCUCUUCACCGAGCGUGAAGAGACAUUGAAGCUGAAGAAAGGACUGUCCCUGGAGCUCUCUAACCUGCGCGAUGAACUCAGUAAGAAAAAACCACCUCAAGCAUGUCUUCACUUCACCCCGCUGCUCGUCCACCCCUCUACCUCUUACAUAUGCACGUUUAUCAACGCGUCGGUUGCUCAAGGAAGAGCAAGUGUUUGCACGAAGCAGAAAAUCUGUAAAUAAGAAAAUGAUCAACGAAAACAUUUAAUCUGCCAAUUGUGUCUCGUUAUGAGUGAAGCCAACAAGUAUUUUUCUUCUUCACAACACUCAAUGUGAAUGAACCUUCCCUCUGUUUCACUCUCAUUCCCCUAACCUGCUGGCUUAUCAUUAAGGCCUUAUCAGGUCGUCAACUGCCAUCCAAAGCACUGUGUGCUUCUCUGCCUCUGUGUAGACAUUGUUAUUAGCCCCCACCCGCUAGGCAUGCUGUAUUUGGGAAGCGUGAAUGCAAGCCUCGGCAUGUUUAGCAAAACUGUGUGUGCCUGUGUGUACACCUGUUUGCGUGCAAGUACGUGUGUUUGCGUGUGUCGGGGAAAUGCAUUGAACUGAUGUUAUUGGUAGCCCGUGCAGCAGUCAUAAAGCCUUAAUAAUUACAGAUACAGGCAGACAGUCUCCUUUGUCCACGGUCUUCCUUCAAGCAUGACUUAACGUCUUCCCGCCAAGCAUUCACCACCAGUAGUUAGUGGUAGUCUCUCUGCAGCAUCAUCUUUGUUUACCCGUAUGGAGACAUGCUACAUCACUGUCMUGACAGGACAAUAGUCUUAACAUAAUGGGUUUGAGUGCUGUGGAACUGCUUGUCAGGGAAGGGGGUUGUUCUCUUUAGGAGGAAGUGUUCAGACUAAUUCUGGAGAACGUCUGGUGGUUGUAAGGGCAGGGAUCAGCAACUAGGUUACACCGCGGGAUGAUCUCUUUCUUGAGGAGUGGUCAGGGGGCCAGAACACAAUUACAAAUACUUUGUAGACUGCAAUUGACGGCAUGAAGCCCAAACAGUAUAAUAUUUGACUAAAACACAAUCAUUUCAAACCUUGCUUACAUUUGGAUACAAUCACAUACAUCUAUUAUGCGUGGGGUAAACUUAUGAACAGAAUAAAAAUCACUGGGAGCUGAUUUGCUGGUGUUUUUAGUCACUCUUUAAUUUGUUACAUGGGGGACCAAAUAAAAUCAUCUGUGCGCCAGUUGAGGAACCCUGUUGUAGUGCAAUCUGACAUUUUGACAACAUUUCGAUCCAUGUUUCCCCAGAAUUUGGAUGUUUUUAGAAUGUUCAAAUACUUCCAAUUGUAAAAACGUGCAUCCUUCCUCCCUUCGAGAUGAUCCCUGAUCUGACACGACUGGAUAGGUCAAUAAUAUGUGAUAGAAUCCAUGCUCACAGCUAUCCAUUUUUCUUAGUGGUGAUCAUUUCAAACAAGGCGGGAAGGCGUUUGUGAACAUGUUGAAACACUCAAUGUUCUGGAUGCGUUUCAUACAUUACAAGGCAUUCCGUUCUGUUCUGUUCCGCUAAUGAUGUCAGAGUGGCGUUCCAGAGGAGUGGGCUUGUUCAGUUCUGUUCCUUCGACUUGGCCCAGACCCCAGAUGUUGUAAUGUGUUACGAAAUGGAGAGGAAACGUGCGCCGUUUCACUUUACCCACGUGCCCCAUGACCGUCUCAGACGUCCUGCCAGACCUCAUCAAACCUCGCCAACUGUGCAAGAUGCCUUAGAGGCAUCUGGUUGGAACGCCUGUACAAUGUGGUUCUGAUGAACAAUACCAACGCUAGUGGUUCUGAUGAACAAUACCAACGGUAGUGGUUCUGAUGAACAAUACCAACGGUAGUGGUUCUGAUGAACAAUACCAACGGCCGUCUGCUGUCAGGGAUAUAGAGAGCUAGAAAGCCCCCUUUUAAACAGACAGGCACACACACUCACAUYKAUGAUAGACACACACACACAACACUCCAACUACAAUUGUGUCGUUUUAUURCUUCACACACUUCUCUCUCUCACACACAUUUUAUACAAACAUACUUUUACUACACAGUUCUAGUGAAAACCAUUCGGUCUCAACACACACACUCGUGCAAGCCCGGACACACCCUUUAACUGCCGUACCAAGCCCUCUCCCCCUAAAUGCAAACACGUGCAUAGAUGCACUUUUUURCCCACCGAACCUCAGCAGAAAAUGCAUCGACUACCAUCUGUUUGAUGAGCGGGGGCUUUGGUGUGCUUGUUGAACCUUGACCCCUGUUUUUACACAUGACUGUGGAAUGUAUGAAUCUCACUCUCACCACCUCCUUCAAAACUCUGCCUGUUAACGUCAGACUUUGAGAASUGCUAACAAGUCUCUUUGCUAUGUCUACUGUAUGUUUGACCAGCAGAACCUGUGUCAAUARGUUUCUCUUCAAGCUAGUGAAAGAACAUUGUCAGUCUGACUUCRAGGGAUUUUAUUUGUCUUUKCGACAGUUUUACAGUUAACAYUUCUAGGCUCUUUAUAAUGAGUGGAUAAUGGUCACAGUUAAAAUUUGCGGAUUGAGUUAAAGGGAUAUUUCAGGUUUGGCAUUGAAYCCCGUUAUCUACUUCCCCYAAGUCUGAUGAACUAAUGGAUACCAUUUUGUAUGUCUCUGCUGGUUAGCAUCGGCUUGCGAAACGACCUCCAACUUCCUUCAUACUGGACACAGAUACAUAGAAAUMGUARCCACGAGUUCAUGUUAAUCUGGGGYAGUAGAUAAAGGGGAUUCAUUGCCAAAAURCCGAACUAUCCCUUUAAAUCUGAUCCUAGAUCAAUGUUAUCUUGAGCUGAUAAUGGCUACAGUAACAGGCUUGAGUAAAUCCUGAUCCUAGAUCUGCCCUUAGAUACACAUUCUUUCCAGCUCCCGUCCUUGUUCCUUCUUGACCCAUGAUGUCGUGUUAUGAAACAACUUGUGGGGGGGG
Molecule: messenger RNA, 6286 nt
Organism: Salvelinus sp. IW2-2015
Lineage: Eukaryota; Metazoa; Chordata; Actinopteri; Salmoniformes; Salmonidae
Source: RefSeq, a predicted model, not a curated record